This is a messenger RNA of Musca vetustissima, 791 nucleotides long. Its product is annotated as probable U3 small nucleolar RNA-associated protein 11. The transcript has 2 exons. Lineage: Eukaryota; Metazoa; Arthropoda; Insecta; Diptera; Muscidae. The coding region runs from base 3 to 791 and encodes 262 amino acids. The record is from RefSeq and is a predicted model, not a curated record. Gene Ontology annotation, biological process: rRNA processing. Gene Ontology annotation, cellular component: nucleolus; small-subunit processome.
AAAUGUCUUCGUGGAAAAAGGCGUCGAAAAGUAAUCAAAAGGUGCACAGAGAAAGACAUCAGCCAGAGGCACGUGCACACCUUGGACUCUUAGAAAAGAAAAAAGAUUAUCGCAAACGGGCUAGAGAUGCAGAACGCAAGGCUAAAACCCUUCAAAUAUUGCACAAACGGGCCUUGAAUAAAAAUCCCGAUGAAUUCUAUCAUCAUAUGAUACGUUCCAAGUUACACGAUGGCGAACAUCACGAUGAAGAUGUGGAAAAGGAUGAACAUAGUAAGGAACAGUUGGCACUGAUGGAGACACAAGAUAUCAAAUAUAUUACCAUGAAACGUACAAUGGAAGCGAAGAAAAUUAAACGCUUACAGUCACAGCUACAUAUGAUCGACUUUGCCAACACUGUGCCCAAUAAGCAUUUGUUCUUCGAUGAAGAGCCGAAAAAUGGUGAAUAUGUUGAGGCAAAGGAACUGAGUGAUAUGGAAUUGGCAGAACGUUUAGAAACCCACCCCAGUAUGUUGGAUAGGAAAACAAAUCGUCCACGUCUGAAGGAUUUGGAAAAGUUACAAAUUCCUGCAUUGAGUCCAGAGGAAAUCAAAAAGGCCAAUCAAUUGAAAUUACAAUCAUAUCAGGAGCUAUCAAAACGUAUUGAACGUGAAAAAGCAUUGGCUUUGGUUCAGCAGAAGCUAGAAAUCAAACGAGCCCUGCAACAGCCUCGUCUGCUGAAACCCAAGAAAAAGAGCCGUGGCACCAAGGAUUCAGCGCCAGUUUAUGAAUUUCCUUAUGAACGUAAGAAGUAA